Molecule: messenger RNA, 744 nt
Organism: Closterium sp. Naga37s-1
Lineage: Eukaryota; Viridiplantae; Streptophyta; Zygnematophyceae; Desmidiales; Closteriaceae
Source: the annotation of a GenBank genome assembly
AUGCCUCCAAGAGCGAGGCUUGUUAAGCCUGUUCACAAGAUGGACCCUGCUGCUGCUGCUGCGCUUAAGACUCCCAUUGCGGGUCCCUCUGCGCGUCCACUUUCGGCUACUGCUGUUCCGUCGAAGUCGUCACGCACUCUGUUUGCGGAAGAAGACUCGGAGUCCUUGACGCUGUCAGCCAAGUUGGCGGCCUUCCGGAUUGAGCAAGCUGCUGGAGGGAAGGCAGAGAAAGGCAAGGCGAAGGACGCGGAUUUUAAGGAUGCAGUAUCUGACGCGGAAGAAGAUCCUGCUGCGGACGACGAAGACGGUGAAUCAUCUGGUGCUGCUCGUCGUGUCUGCCUCCUUGAUGAUGAGGAUGACGGGCUUUUGGCUCAUGAUCCAAAAGAAUGUUUUGAGGACAAGGCAAAGGAGGAGCUGGCGGCGAAGCUACGGUUCCCGCUCACCCUGCUGAUCCCAAGUGACCAUUUGCAGGAGGUCCGUCCGGCUGCGACAGUAGCCACGGCGACAACCAGGAUCAUUCUCAAGGACCCUGCGCUGGUGCUGGUCUCAACGGCUGGGAACAGGGAGGAGUGGGUAUGCCUGCUGGAUUGCUGCGAGAUCGGGAAAGGCUCUUCUUUCGAGCAAGCUGCUCAUCAUGUGCUGUCUCAGCGUCACCGGGGGGGGUUGGUGAAGCAGGGAGCGGCGACACGUGCUCUCAAGGACAAGCUGAACCUUCGUGUGCUGCGCAAGGAGUAUGGGAUCUAA